CACGCACGUGCGGAUACCUUGCGACUUCGGCGCACCACGAAAAAGAGAACGCAAGCGACCGAGCGACUCACAGUCGCCUGUGGACAAGCAGCCCGACUCGACGUAACGAAGCCGCACGAGUCGAACGCGAAUAAAACCGCUAGCAACCCGAACCGAACCGAAACCGCACGAAAAACCCCUCCGCGCACGGCUGUUAAAGCCGGCAAAGACCCGUCCGUAUUUUUUGUUGUGUGACACAGUGCCAAACGUCUCCUAAUAUUAAAACUUGAAGUUAUAACCAAAAGCUAAUGAUAAAAAUGCGUGAUCUUGUUACGUUGAUUUGCGGACUCCUCCUCGUCGCAGGAGUUUGUGGCAUCCCCAACGAUAUGUAUACGAAGCAAUCAGUCCCGGAGGAUCCCUGCUAUGACAAGGACCGGCAGCCACGAGCUUGCAUUCCCGACUUUGUGAACGCCGCCUUUGAUGCUCCGGUGUUAAGCAGCGGCACCUGCGGAAACUACCAUACGCAGCGGUACUGCGAGUUCGCCCCCGGUUCCGGACGCGAAACGGAGCGGGAUAUGGUGUGCAAGUCCUGCAAUUUGCUUGACCCGGCAGGGAGCUUCCCCUCCCGAUUGCUUACCGACUUGCACAACUCGAACAACGUGACCUGCUGGCGGUCGGAACCGAUACCAGCUAACGGCAGCAACAACGUCACCCUCACCCUCUCCCUGGGCAAAAAGUACGAGCUAACGUAUAUCAACCUGCAGCUCUGCCCGCAUGCCCCCCGACCCGAGUCGAUGGUGAUCUACAAGAGCACCGACUACGGGAAUACCUGGCAGCCCUUCCAGUACUACAGCUCCCAGUGCCGUCGGAUGUUCGGCCGCCCGGCACGCCUCCAGAUGGGAAAGCACAACGAGCACGAAGCGCGCUGUAGUGACCCUAUGCAUCCAGGCCCCGGAGGACAGCCUUCACGGAUCGCCUUCAGCACCCUGGAUGGGCGACCCUCCGCCCGGGACCUCGACUCCUCGUCGGUGCUGCAGGACUGGGUGACUGCCACCGAUAUCAAGUUGGUGUUCCUCCGCGUCCAGCGUCCAAACCCGCAGGCCCUCCUAUCUCUAAAGGCGGCCUAUGCCGACCUGACCAGCGACAGUACGUUCCUGCCUACAGGUCCUAGCGACAACAACAUUGAAGUACCGGCGGAAACAGCAGUGUCGGAGGGAAGCCUCAACGGACUGCACUACGCCUUCUCGGACUUCACUGUGGGCGGGCGCUGCAAGUGCAACGGACACGGCUCCAAGUGCUCCCCGGAUGUUAACGGGCAGGUAAACUGCGAGUGCAGGCACAACACCGCCGGGCGGGACUGCGAGCGGUGUAAGCCUUUCUACUUCGACCGCCCCUGGGGCAGGGCUACCGCCAAGGACGCCAACGAGUGCAAAGAGUGCAACUGCAACAGGCAUGCCCGCCAGUGCCGCUUCAACAUGGAAAUCUUCCGGCUCUCCCAGGGCGUCUCCGGCGGAGUCUGUCAGAACUGUCGCCACUCGACUACGGGCCGGAACUGUCACCAGUGCAAGGAGGGAUUCUACCGAGAUGCCACCAAGCCCCUGACCCAUCGCAAGGUCUGCAAAGCCUGCGAGUGCCAUCCGAUCGGCUCAUCUGGAAAGAUCUGCAACAGCACCAGCGGUCAGUGCCCUUGCAAGGACGGCGUCACGGGACUCACUUGCAACCGCUGUGCCCGCGGCUAUCAACAGAGUCGCUCCCACAUUGCCCCCUGCAUCAAGCAACCGCCUAGGAUGAGCAAUAUGUUGGACACCCAGAACACCGCCCCCGAACCGGAUGAGCCCGAGGCUUCCCACUCAGGUGGCGCCACCGCAGCGGCAGCCGCCCAGUCCCCAUAUUAUCGCUCCGAAGGCGGCAGGGAAUGCGGCAAAUGCAGAGUAAGCACCAAAAGGUUAAAUCUCAACAAGUUCUGCAAAAGAGACUACGCAAUAAUGGCCAAGGUAAUUGGCCGCGAUACGAGCAGCGAGAUGGGCAGCAGGUAUCGGGAUCCCGACGAGGCGGACUACGAAAUGGAUCAAGACCAGCCGGGCGCCGUUCCGGCGGAGUACGAAUCGCAGGCGGUGGGGUCCGUAACGGACUCGGAGGUGGACUACUCCAACGACAGCGGGGCGGCGCGGUACGAUCUGCAAAUCCAGGCCAUAUUCAAACGCAGCAGCUCAGGCAGCAACAACGUCGUGGGGACCGUGUAUGGAAUGCCGAGUACAACUCUAAAACGCGGUCCUAUGACCUUGAUCAUACCGACUAAACACCUCGCAUGCCGAUGUCCAAAGAUCAAAGUCAACAGAUCUUAUUUGAUUCUGGGUCGUGAUUUGGAGGCUCCACCUGGCUAUCUAGGCAUCGGGCCGCAUUCGAUAGUUAUCGAGUGGAAAGACGACUGGUAUCGACGGAUGAAGCGCUUCCAACGGAGAGCGCGCAGCUGUUCGUAAUCCCUAGAUACUAGAUAUACCUCCCGACCUACAUACUUAGCUUAGCUCCCCGCGUGCAUUCUUACAGUAUAUAGACCUAGAAAUGAAACGAAACGAUGAGGACUGGAUAAGAAAAUCAAACCAAUAUAUUUGUCGCUUAAAUAUUUUUUUGUUUUUUUUUCCAUUUAACCGAUUUUGUAGCAGCGUAAGAUCAAACUAGCGGUAUUUAAUUUAUUUUAUUAAUUUUAAUUGUUACGCACUAAUCGGAGAUACACCCAUGAAAGUAUCUAUUAAUUUAAUCUAUCUAAUCUAUAUAUACGACUUGUAUUACUCGCUAAGCUAAGAUCCCUGUCAGCCCAGUCUAAGCAUUUGUGAACUAUAUUUGUACUAAAGCAGUCUAAAGCAGCGAAUAAGUCGCUAAUGAGUAGAGAACUAUCCGUAAGAAUAAGUAUGAUGCAUGCAUGACUCGCAAAAAAUCUUAAUAAAUAUAUAUUUUGUACAGAGCAGAAA
Drosophila bipectinata is the source of this 2948-nucleotide messenger RNA. It is a transcript of the gene NetA, whose product is annotated as Netrin-A. Lineage: Eukaryota; Metazoa; Arthropoda; Insecta; Diptera; Drosophilidae. The record is from RefSeq and is a predicted model, not a curated record. Gene Ontology annotation, biological process: tissue development; animal organ morphogenesis. Gene Ontology annotation, molecular function: protein binding.